AUGGAUGCGCCCACGACGUCGUCGUCUACGUCCUCGCCCUUCCCGGGCACGAGCUUCGUCAUCCUCUCCGUCUCCAUCGUCGGCAUCCUCGCCACCUCGCUCCUGCUCCUAGCCUACUACCUCUUCCUCACCCGCUGCGGCCUCCUCUUCUUCUGGCGCCCGGGCGGCACGCACGACGACGACGACGUCUUAGCCGGCCCCUACCACCGCCACCGCCGCGUCGUCGUCACCGUGCACGAGCCCGGGCCGCCGCGCCGGAGCGGCCUGGAGGAGGCGGCCAUCCGCCGGAUCCCCACGUUCCGGUACCGCCACGGCCACCUCGUGCUGGCGGUGGCGGAGGCCAAGCAAGCCGGCGCCGAGUGCGCCGUGUGCCUCGCCGACUUCCGCGACGGCGAGAGGCUCCGCGUGCUGCCGCCCUGCCUCCACGCCUUCCACAUCGACUGCAUCGACGCCUGGCUCCAGUCCGCCGCCAGCUGCCCGCUCUGCAGAGCCGCCGUCUCCGACCCCGCCGCCCUGAGCUACUGCCACCACCUCGACAUCCCGGUCCCAGUCCCGGUCCCGCGCGCCACCACCGACGACAUUGCCAUAGAUGUUAUCAGUACUACCAUCUCCCCAUCAGCCGUCGCCGACGAACCAGCGGCUGUGCCUGCUGAUGAGACCGCGCACCGGAACAGUAGCUGCCGCAGCUGCAGCAUGGGAGGAGGAGCAGGAGGAGGAGACGGCUGCUUCUUGCCCAUGCGCCGGUCGCUGUCCAUGGACUCCAGCACCGACAAGCGCUUCUACCUCGCGCUGCAGAGCAUCCUGCGGCAGAGUUCCGGUGGCUCCCCGGCUGUCAAAGAAGACGAGGAAGGCAAAGCGGAGAGCAGCAAUGCCGCCGCCGACACUGGCCCACCAUCGUCGAGGAGGCUGCGCCGGUCCUUCUUCUCGUUCAGCCAGAGCAGGGGAUCCCGAAGUGCCGUCCUGCCGCUUUGA
Messenger RNA from Miscanthus lutarioriparius, 972 nucleotides. NCBI's taxonomy places the organism in Eukaryota, Viridiplantae, Streptophyta, Magnoliopsida, Poales, Poaceae. The record is from the annotation of a GenBank genome assembly.